This is a messenger RNA of Zerene cesonia (dogface butterfly), 4346 nucleotides long. RefSeq lists its product as uncharacterized. NCBI's taxonomy places the organism in Eukaryota, Metazoa, Arthropoda, Insecta, Lepidoptera, Pieridae. Gene Ontology annotation, biological process: ubiquitin-dependent protein catabolic process via the multivesicular body sorting pathway. Gene Ontology annotation, molecular function: ubiquitin binding. The coding region runs from base 277 to 1893 and encodes 538 amino acids. Gene Ontology annotation, cellular component: ESCRT I complex. The transcript is spliced from 2 exons. The record is from RefSeq and is a predicted model, not a curated record.
AGUUUGAGUUUGACAAAUAACGUCAAAUGCUUUUCUCGUCUCUGUUUACUGAAUUUAUUGAUAAAAUUAAUUAAGAUUAUUUUGCCUUUAGUAAAAUUCUUAGUCACAUAGCAUGAGAUUGCAGAGAUCUUUUUUUCAUCAUGCAUGUCUUUAAUAUGUUAGUGUAACAAGUGAUGACGUCGAGAGAGGAUAAUGUAACCUUAAAAGUGCUAAGAUUGUGUAAAUACAAACUUUGUUUUAUUUUAGUAUCGUUAUCAGUCGUUAAAGUGAUUUGAUAUGUCACAUUUUGGAGAUUUUAUGGACGGCGUACCCGUUAAAAUAUCAGAAAAAUACAAACGACCUCCAAGAAUCGAGUUACCAUAUAGCAUUACAGAAUGUCCUUUGCGAGCGCAAAAUGUUGUUGAAUGCGUUAAGUAUUGUCCUACAUUCGAACGUAAUGUACUUUCUAAACUCAAAGAGCUUAGAAGCGCAAAAGAAACGAAGAGAAAUGAAAGGCGACAUCGUCUUCAAUUAUUGGAAGAGGCGAAACAAAAGAAAUUGGAUGCCAUAGCCGCCGCUGAAGCCGAGGAAAAGUUGAAGCAGCUCAGUGUGUCCGAGGUGUCCUACCCGAGCACCGAUGAGAUCAGCGCCCUUUCGCCUGACGAAAAACCAGAACGAAACUGUGAUACAAGUUCAACUCAAGACAAUAGCCCAGAGAUUGAUAAAACUACAAGCGUAGAUGUUGCUUUGCCAUGUAGUACAACCCAAGACUCGCAGACUAGCAUCUUGCAACCCAUACAAGUGCAGUCAAAGUACCAACAAAGCCUCCUAGAUGUUCCAGAUCCAUUGCAGGAAUUAAAGAUAAGUUCUAAAAUUGCUAAACCCCAGUACUCUCAUAAUGUUGAAACAAUGACAUUCAAAGAUUUUGAAAAUGACACAUCUAGCCCCUUUGAUAAUGUCGAACUCAAAACUAUAAAUGAUAUGGAGUUACUAGCUCAAGUGUUGCAAAGUCAGAGAGACUCAACAGCAAGUUGUCAGGUGCCAAAUUAUCAGGAGCAGGUCUAUCCAAGCUAUGCCAAUUGUGCGACACAAGCUCAGAUUGAAGGUGUAACGUACAUACCAAAUGCAUACGGGGAACAGACAAUACAGGGUCCAAAUAUUAUAUACUCAUCUCCACAGCAUUACCCAGUCUCCAAUGGCUAUUAUGUACAGUCAGAUAAUGUAUGCGAUAGGAACAUUCCUGUUGAUAAUGUAUAUAUGCCGAAUUAUCAAUAUUAUGUUCCUACACAACCUUAUACUGUAACUGAUCAAUAUUAUAACAACCCAUUGCCAACCACAUCAGCAGAAAUCAAUCCAAUAACAAACGGAGCCAGCUAUAUUCCACAACCUUAUUAUUUUUACCAACAACCAUAUUACACCCAACAGACAAUAAACACUAAUGAAGUUACAGAAGAACCGGCAGUAAAUAGUUCACAAAAUAUAGUUAAGUCUAGAUCUAGAAGUGUUCCUGAUAUUGUUAGAGAGUUGAAUGAGGAGUUAGCGACAGCAAAAUUGAGAGCAGAUGAAAGAUCUUGCAAUGUAAGUCCAGCACCAGUUGCAAUGGUUCCAAGGUCAUCCUCAAGUAGUGAUAAACGAGAGCAUAGAAGAAGAAAAACUGAACAAUUGCCAAACCCAUUUGAUAAAUUUCCUCCAAAAUUGCAGAGCAUGUGUCAGAAAAUUCACGGAAUGGGUUUUCCCUUGGACAGAGUAGCUAGAGUGUGCAGCCUUAUUGGCGACAAUGAUAAGAAGGUAAUAGAAGGUCUUCUUAUCUUGGGCGAGCUGAUGGAUUUAGGAUUUUCAGAAGGAAGAGUGUCUGCAGCACUUGUCAAACAUGAAUUCAACAGAGAUAAAGCAUUAGAUGAUUUGGUUUCAUAACAGGAAUAAUAACUUACACUGAUUGUUGGAUCAUGAAUACUUUAAAAGGGUAACAUUAAUAUAUAAUGUGUUUUUUUUUGUUAUACGAAUGAGUUACAUAUUACACAUUAAUCUUAAUUUGAGGAAGCAAAAGGCCCUUUAUUUAUCUUAAAUUUCAUUAAAAUUCCAGUCAUGUAUAAGUUAAUUUUUUAAGUAAUAGUGUUAAUUAUUCAGAAAGCAUUACACAUAGAGAUAUUUAAUUAACAUAUGUUGUUAUAUUAUUAAAUUUAAAAAAUAAAUUUAUGGUUAACCUAAUCAGGUCAAUAUAUUAUUAUCACAAUAAAGCACACUGCAGCAAAUGAAAAUAAUCCUUAAAAAAGUAUUUUUUCAUACUUUUUGAAUGGUGAUGAUAUUUGUUUUAUCUAUUGCGGAGUAUGGGCGACGUAACGUGUUAAAAUUUCGCGCUUAACUUUAAAUGUUCUAUUGUAUUAAAUAAUAAACAUUUGUUCUAUAUUAAUAUUAUUAUAUUUCCAAGUGCAAUAUCCAUAAUUUAUGCAUAUUUUAAAAAACAAUAUAUCGAAGACGAUUUUUCAAAUAAGUAGCUAUCUGCCUAUAUAAUUUAAAGUCUACACGUACGCUGGUAAUAUUAAAAAUUUAUGAAGUCAACGUGUAAUAAACAAGAUUGUGUUGUAAGUAGAGUUUACAGAAUUUCAGAUAGCUGUUUAUUAAAACGAUAACAGGCUUGGUGCAUUUUCACGAUCAUACAAACAGCGAAGCGAUUAACUAAACCGCAUGUGUAAAUGCACCAUUAUAAAAAAGCUCGAAAGAAUAAAACUGACAAACGGGACGGGACUCGAUAAAGAACUGGAUUUGAAAAUGAUUAUAAUCAAUGAUGAUUAAUGGUGCAUUUUAGACAUAUCUGAAAACGCACCAUGACGCAUUAUUGCCUUUAUUGCGAGUAAAAUAAUUGCGUAGAGAAGCAGACCAUCAAUUAAUUACUUCUUUUUUGUCUCCGGCAUACUUUGCUCACGAAUUCUAAUUUCUUAAUGGUCGUUCAAGUAAGUUUAGUUUAAAGCCAAUUACGUCUUUUGAUAUUCAAGAUAAUUUAUGUAUUGCGGAGUUCUACUCCUGUAGAUCAAUAAUGUCAUGGUCUAUCUUUACAUGAGUUUUAUCAACUUUUUUAAUAUUACGUAUACUGUGUGGGAUGGAUUACGCAUUUAUAAGUCGCGUGUGAAUGUGCUAAAGAAUGUGCGAGAACUUGCCGUGGUUGAUUCGGGAGUUGUAUUAUAUUUAUGAUAAAUAAAUUUGUUUAUCCUAGAAAUAAUUAGUUUUUUGCACUCGAUUAAUUUUAAUGAUGUAAUUCUCAGAUACAUUGUUUAUUUAGUGUAGCAUUGGUCUUUAAACCCAUUGAUUUUAUUGCACUUCUAUGUGUUAAAUUGCAUUGUGCUUAUAUACUCUUAUAUCUUAUUACAAGUUUAAUUUUGUCUAUAUAUAAAUAGUGCAAUUAUUUUCGUCCAUAAAAUUAUUUAAUGCGCUCUGAUUUAAGAAAAAAUUCUAUAUUAGCUAUAUAUAAAUUGUAAAUUGCUUAUAAAUAUACUGCUUGUUAUGGAUUAGGUGUUGGAAAGUUAGUCAUUUAAUUUAUAUGAUGCUUCUAGCUCGUCUAUGAACGAAUGUAGAAAUAAGGGUGCUUCCACACAAACGAAUUUAUACUUUGAUUGUAAUUCGUGUCAUUGUGGCUGUAUAGUUAGUGUAUUGUAUUUAUCAACAUUUUUGUAAUUAAUAAUUAUAUAUGUAUUUUUUUUCAUCUCAUACACAUUCCGCAAUAGACGUGAUUUAAAUGGAGUAAUAUUAAAGCUUAUUGGUAGCGUUACUCCAGACUUGAGCUUGAAGCAUUAUCUAAAAUGAAUGAUAGUCUAGGUGGUUAUUGUGACACCUUAAUGCAGUACUGAUUCCAAUAUGUCGUUUUGCAUACUGGAAUCAUUACUGCUUUCAAAACUAACCUCCUUGAGCAGUGAACUGUUCUAUAUUUUAAUAUAUAGAUUGACAACCUGCUAGAUCCAAUAAAAUGAAGGAGUAAAACUGUAUAUAAAAGUUAAUAUACUUAUCAGUUUGAGAAAAAGUUUUCUUUUUUUGGAGAUUUUAAAAUUAAGUAUAUAUGUAAGAUUCAUAAUUUAUAGCAUUUAAUAACUCUAAAGGUUGGGUUACCACUUAUUUCAAAUUUAGUACCUAGGUAUUUUUAAUUGAAUGUUUGAAAAAGUUUUAAUGAUGUGAAAUAUAAUCUUAUUUCAAGAAACUGAAAGCUGUUCAAUGAUAGUAAAUAAAUAGAGCUUCUAGAUUCCAAGUGGGAAAAUGUAUAUAGGCAUAAUAAUAUGUACAGAUGUUAGCAAUGUAUCCGUUGGUCUACUUCUGACGGAAAAAUAUGAGUUUUAUAAUAAAGGAGAUGAUACUUUAUGACUGUUUAGAGCCCGAUUUUC